AUGAGCUCGGACUGGGACGGCGGUGGUGGCGGGGGCGACGAGGACGCCUUCCGCACCUACCAGGGCCGCCACUCCAUUGCCAGCUAUGAGAAGCCCUUCUGGCAGAAACCGAUCUUCUCCUAUGGCAUCCUGGCCGUCUCUAUCCUGUUCCUCAUCGCAGGAGCGGUGAUGCUCGGCGUCGGCAUUCACAACAAUAAUAAGGAGCAGAAGCAGGUGACCGUGCCGGUGCCGGGGACAUGUCCCACCCAACCUGCCCCAGCGGUCAUCAACCCCUUCUAUUCGACCCUCGAUUUUACGGACAUUAAUUAUGAUGACGUCAAGAAUGACUAUGAGGGAAGCGCAGCGUCAAUUCGGACGAGAAUCCUCGGCCAAAUGGCCAUGAUUUCUGAGGACUACGAUCUGGAAGUUUUCCCGACAAGUAAUCUGAAGGUCAAUAUUCUCGGAAUCUCUGAAGCAAAGCAGGGCGUCAAUGUCAUUACUGCCCUCAUUUUCCCCAUCGAUAUUUCUGGGUUCGAGGUGCAGAAGAAGCUGGAGUCGAUGAAGAAUGUGGUGGUGAACCAGGUUACUGGUGCCACUACUCCGCAGAUACCUACACAAUGCCCGACUUUCCCGACCCAAGGGCCAGCCACUACGACAUAUCCAGUCAAUCCGAACGUCAGGGACCUUGUGCUAUUGAUCGAUUCUUCGACGGCUUUGCAGCAGGCCGUGUUCUUGAAGCUAAAACCCUUCCUCUACAAAACCCUGGCCCCAAAACUCAGCAUCGGCAAUGAUACCCUCUUGGCGGCCGUGGGAGAAUAUGACGAUCACCACUUCAACAUGUACGACCUGUUCGACGCGCAGACGGCUGGCGAGCUGGCGAACGUCAUCGGAUUUUACAUGAAUUAUGAAGGGAAAUAUGGGCCUGGUAUUUACAAUGCACUAAAGCGUGUCAACAUUCUGCACAGCGCUGGGAGAAAUGCGCCGAGGACGAUCUUGAUGGUGACGGCGUCAAGGGGAGACUACAUCGUGAUGCUGGGUGUUGGAGCGGGUGUGAAUCCAGAUAUUUUGACAAUCCUGGCAACGGCUCCAAACUACGUCUUGACCAGCAAGGACCUUUCCGAAGGAGAUACCCUGGCGACUAGCUUGAUUUCUGCCAUCUACGGAUAUACGGUCCCUGUUACAACCGCAGCUCCACCCACACCUCCCUACACCUGCAACCCGGAUAUUGCCAUACUUUUCGAUGCCUCGACGGCUGUCGGAUCGGAGGAUGAGAUGGGCAAACAAGUCGGCUUCUUUACCGGAAGAGUCAUUCCAACCUGGACAGUGUCGCCAAAUAGCACAGAAGCUGCCGGAGCGAUCUAUACAAAUGGCUACGCGUUUGUCGUCCCGGGAGCUUACGGCUAUUCAACCACCCAGGCCUUCAUCGACGAUCUCAACUCCUACGGUGACGACUAUUAUGGUGGAAACCCAAACAUUACCAACGGUCUCUCCCUUCUUCGCUUCUUGUCCUUGACCUCGCGUGGCAAUUACCAAACCGCCAUUUUGGUCACUUAUUCGAGUGACUACAACGACGUAAAAGCGGCAAUCCCGAUUGCUCAGGCUUGGGAUGGAAACCUGAUUAUUCUGGGAAUAGGUCCCAGUGUUGAUGGAGAUUUGCUAGGUGUUUUGACCGGAAAUGUGAUCACCAAGCUGGCUUAUGAUGACGAUGCUGCCUAUCAGUACAAGGAAAAACGCGUCGCUUUUCCAGAUCAACAGUAUGAUCUGCACCAAACGACCUCCGCAUGGACUUUCUACUACCUCGCCGGGUACUGUAGCCACGAGUACGAUUACAACAACUACCACGAAGGCUCCUUUCACCGAGGCUCCGACUACUACCCCGCUGCUCCUUGCCCCGAUUGUAAACCCGACCGCUCCUCCCUGCUCGUCGUCUACGACAUCAGCAUCGCCUUAUUGCCAACUGACUUCGCGAACGUCCUAAAAUUCUUGAGCACGGACUUGUUUGGCAAGUGGAACCACUGGGAACGAGUGGCACUCGCUGGAUUUGGAGACAAUGCCCAUUUUAUCGAUUUGGCCAACUAUCGCGACAUCACCAAUCAAAACGACGCUUCGAUUUUGGUGAACUCUCAGGGCAGGAUUGCAUCAAAACCUGAUGUCGCUGCCGCUCUACAUCACGCUGUCCAACGCUAUACUCCGCUGGCUGGAUACGGUAUUCAGCAUACAAUUCUUUUCACGAGCACGGCAAACAAUAUCGUAGCUGCCCAUCCGUAUGCUGACGCAUUAAGGGCCCUAGGAACGUUAACUGUUGUCGGAAUCAACUGGAGUGACAUGACACCAUUCGUCCCACUCGCUACUACAGGAGCUACUAUUGCUUGGCCGGCCACGACAAAUACUACCGGGCUUUCGGAUGCUAUUGAUGCGACGCUUGUGGCCCCUCCUACGACCACGCCCGGUCCGACAACUACUACCACUGGCGGAACUACAACAGCUAUCCCGACCUCUUCCGUCCAACCCACCGGACCGUGCCAACGUGCUGUCAUCCUACUUAUCGAUGAGUCCCUGAAGGUCCCUGGUGCCCAAUUUAAUGACUACAAACAAUUCCUGUACGCGCUGACCGGCUCCUGGAUCUUCUCGAGGGAUCAAUUCUCUGUGGCCGCAAUCGCCUAUACCAAAUCGAUCAUCACUGAAAUCGCGACGUUCGACCUGAAAUCCGCGGAGGAGCUCAAGGCUCUGAUUGAUGCGGAUGUGACUUGGCACAGCACGUCUCCGGCUGGAAUGACAAAGGUUCUAAAAACGGCAGUGGGACUGAAGGUGCCUCUUGUGGAGGGUGUGACGACAAUUUUGGUGACGGCUUCGAGCGAUCCCGAUGACAUCAACUCGGCCAUCCCGUACGCAAAUCAGCUGAAGCAGAAUGGUAAUACCGUCAUUACCGUAUCGAUGGAUGCCGAUGCCAGCCCGCUCUCCUCCGGUCUCGACUUCGCCUUUGAACUCGACACCUUCGACGCCUUCGAUGUUGCCCGACAAAUCAAUGCCAUGAUUUGCAAGAAUGGACCGGCGCCUCCGACUACGACAACACCUACUACUCAAGCUCCGACCACAACUACUCAACCUCUUCCAUUCCCCUGCCAGCCCGACAUCGCGCUCCUGAUUGAUGGUAGUGGAGCUGUGGAGGGAGGGGCAGAUGGUGUUAGGAAGGUUUCCGACUUCAUCGUAGAUCCGUUGUCUCGGAAUUGGCCUAUCAUGCUCAACCACACCGAGGCGUCAAUUUACUUCUAUUCACGACAGGGUAACCUCGUGCUCGGCGGAAAGACUUACGAAUACGUGGAUCUCCAAGAAUUCCACCAGGCUUUGAUCAAUCAUGGAGAUAUCUAUUACGGAGGAGAUCCAUCGAUCAAUGAAGGUAUCAAAUUCAUGCUGAACCAUGAGCACUGGCAGAGAGGACAACCUCAUGUGCUGCUCCUUUUCACUUGGUCAAGCGUCUACUCCGACAUUGCAGCGGCUGUAAACCAAAUUAACCUGAUUCAAACUGGUUCCAACGUUAUUGUGGUUGGACUUGGAAACAAUGUGAAUGCCGACUAUCUGGCGGCGUUGUCACCUAGGAUCCUUUGGGGAGCGUUGGACCAGAGCUUGGCUGAUCAGAUCAACGACCUCAUCUGUCAAGGCAACACCAGUCCUGGGACUCUUCCGCCUACGAAUCCGCCUACUACCACCCCGUUGACGACGACAACUACGACCACGGCAUUUGUACCACCAACUACAACGGUAAACCCAGUACCAUGCCCCGACUGCGUCCCAGCUUUGGCGAAUCUUGUCGUAGUCAUCGAUGCUUCUGGAAGUACGAAGGAUACGUUCAACGACGAAAUCCUCGCCGCCAUCACAAUGCUGAACGGCUGGAACCACUUUGAACGAGUUGCCCUCGCCGCUUUUGGAGACACAGAUGCCCACUACGAGAUCCUUGCCCAGUUCGGAGACCUCAGAAACGCUGGUGAUGUGAACGCUACGCUGUCGAGUGCUGUCGUACAGCGAUAUGGUGGUGCGGGAAGCUUGACCAGUGCUUUCAAGAAGACGCUUCGUGCUUUCGAGCCAAACAGCAAGUACGGCUAUGAGAAGACGAUCAUCUUCACGGGGACUGCAACGACCCUUGACAUAAACACGGCUUCGGUCUACGCCCAAGCACUAAUGGCUAGAGGACAAGUUGUGGUUAUUGGUGUCGGACAAGCGGACGUAUCCGCCUUCCAGCCCUUGGCUACCCCGGGUGAUGCUCUGGCUUGGCCAACAACUUCGGAUUUGAAUAUUACGAACACGGUCACUGGGAUUUUGAACUCAAGCAUUCCCACGACGACUCCCGGACCAACUACGCUACCACCGACGACCACUACCACGACGCUUCCAUCCACACCAUCCACUCUUCCGGCAGUCACCACGACAUCUCCAAGCAGUGCGGCCUGCCAGCGUGCUGUCGUGUUGUUGAUCGAUGUGUCGAAUGCUAUCCCGUCGGAUUCUUAUGAUGGACUCAAAGAAUUCGCGCGUCAACUGGUUGUCUCGUGGAGUGUCGGCCCGAGCGGCUACAACGUCGCCGGAUUCGGCUUCACCGGCCAGUCUCUCGAGUUGAUUGCCGACUUCGACCUGACGAGCACGCAAGAAUGGCUGAAUCUGGUGGAGGACAAGGUCAAUUACCGCCCGGCUCAACAUGGUGGAGUCUACAGUGUGAUGCACGCGGUCGCUAGUCUGGAUUUCCCCAAGAAUGUUUCUGUCACCACGAUUUUGCUGACAGCUUACAGCAACAGCGACGACUUGAACCGCUCGAUUCCGUUCGCCUACCAGUUGAAGCAGAAUGGCAAUUCCUUGAUUACCGUAUCGUUCGGAGGAGCCGACGCGUCAAUUCUCUCCUCUGGCGACGGUUUCAACUUCCGCACCGACGACUACAAGGGCAAUCAAUAUGUCGCAGCCGUGAAUCAGAAGAUUUGUGCUGAAGGACCCCCACCACCCGUGACAAUGCCUCCAACGACCACGACAGCUGCCCCGACUACCGUACCCAGCCAAUUCGUCUGUAACCCAGACAUCGCCAUUGGCAUUGAUUCGAGUUCGGCUGUUGGCAGUAUGGCUGUGUUUGGCAAUUUGAUCGACUUUGUCGCCUACAAACUCGGCUCCACCUGGCCGAUCAAUCGCAACGAAACAGAAGCUGCCGCAAUUUUGUAUACAAAUACGACCGCCUUCAACGUCUACAACACGUUCAACUACGCGCAUGCCAGUGACUUCACGAUCGAGGUGGCUCGGCACAACUAUGAUUAUUACGGAACACCUCCAGGAAUGCAUCAAGCAAUCCUACAAACAAUGCGAUUGUCCAACCGCCGAUUGACGCAGCCGAAGGUGUUAGUACUGUUCACCUAUUCGAGUGGUUAUUCCGAUGCGGCCACUUCGAUCGAUACCCUGGACCUGCUCGACCAGCAACUGGGCGGGAUGAAUCUGAUUAUUGUGGCACUGGGCGACCAAAACCAAAUCAACACCGACAACCUGCAAGCCAUGAGCCCCCGUGUUCUUACUGGGUCGCUGGAUGACAGCAUGGUCAGUAUGAUCAACAACAUGAUCUGCCAAGGCAACACCAAGCACGGCACCCUCGGGUCUACUUCUGCGCCGACUACCACGACUCCAACGACCACUCCGACGACCCAAACUUUUGCCCCGCCCACUACCACCAAAAUCGCUCCCCACUGCCCUGAUUGCAUCCCGAAGGCUUCGAGUCUGCUGGUUGUUCUCGAUGCAGCUACUGGGGGAUCGCUUGACCAGCAAAAGAUCGUCGCCAAGAAGCUGGCCACACAGUGGAAUCACUUUGAGCGGGUUGCACUAGCUGCGUUUGGUGACACUGACAAGCAUUACGAGGUUGUCGCACAGUACCGUGACAUGAAAAACUCGGAUACAUUUGCCGCUUUUGUCGACACGAUCUAUGCAGUAAAUGGAGCGCCAAGCUUGACCCUGGCUUACAAACGCACCGACAACUCCUUCGCGCCGUCGUCGGAAUGGGGAGAUCAACAAGUUGUCAUCUUUUUGACGCAAAGGUCCGCUGACGAUGUCCGAACUGCAGCUCCGUACGCUGACAAACUUUUCGCGAAGGGCUCCGUCAUUGUCGUCGUCAUCGGGUCAAACGAUGUCGCCCAAGUCGAACCUCUCGCCUCCCCGAAUUCUGCAAUUGGUUGGGCUGAUGUCAAGGAUACGGACACCAUCGUCGGACAAAUCGAGAAGCUGUUGGACCCGAACCCAGUUACUCGUGGUCCAACCACGGCCGGACCUAGCAGCUUGGCCCCCAGCUCCACGAAACCCAGCUCGGCUGUGCCGACAAGUUCCGGACCGACCCCUACUGGAGCAACGACAGCCCCAGCACCAUUCUGCCCUGACUGCAACCCACCUACCGCCAACCUUCUCCUACUGCUCGAAAAUUCUGGUGCCUUGACGAACGACGUCUUCCAAGCACAACUCGCUGUCGCCCUGACCGUCGUCCAGGGAUGGAACCACUUUGAGCGGGUCUCCAUUGGCUCCGUGGCAACAACGUUCAACCAGAAUGCUGAAUAUGGUACACUCAACAAACUGGAUGACGCCUAUGUGACCAUCAAAAGCAUUAUGCAACUCCCCAAGCCGGACGUGAAUCUGAAUGCGACUCUGGCGCAAGUCCUCAAACUCGCCAAGCCCCUCGCUGACUUCCAGUACCAACGAGUUAUCCUCUUUACAACACAAACGGAUGUCAACGACAUUGUUGCCGCGGCAACUACUGCGGCCACCCUUAGAAGCAUGGGUUCGGUGACCAUCGUUGGAAUUGGCGUCGAGGCCGUCGCCAUCUACAACGACUUGGCCACACCGAACGACGCGAUCAGCUGGACCAACUAUCAGGAUCAUGCUACGGUCGCCAGGCAGAUUGACGUCACCCUUGGCGAGCAAUUUGGAAGCACUUCUGCAGCUCCACCUGCGGCUUCGACUACAGUAUCCUCGCCUGCGACUAGCACUUUCACGACGAUUCCGACAAUUCCAACCAGCCAAGGACCGACCACCUCAGGGCCUUUCUGCGCAGAUUGCAACCCACCAAGGUCGAAUCUGUUCGUAAUUUUCGACCGUUCAGCAACCAUUUCGGCCGCAGACUACCUACAGGAGCAGGGCGCUGUCCUGACCCUGGCCAGUACCUGGAAUCACUACGAACGUGUCGCACUCGGCGCCUAUGACAGCAGUUUCAACCUCGUCGCCUAUUACUACGAUAUUACUUCCAUCUCAGACGUGCACACAUACCUCACGGGCGUCCAACAGAGCCCCGGCACCAAGCCCGACUUGGCCGCAGCACUCGAAAGCGCGCUGAAACAGGUGACGCCUACCGCGGAUUUCGGACCUCAGAAAACGACGCUAUUCAUCUCAGUAACCGACCCGGCGGAUAUUGCCAGGGCCACUCCGGCUGCACAGAAACUCCAAGCACUUGGCUCACUGACUGUUGUCGGACUGAACAUGGCCACCGCCGAUAGUUUCAAAGCCUUGGCUUCACCCGGAGGAGCCAUCGCUUGGCAGAAUACAAGCGAUGUUAAUGCCGUUGUAUAUGAUAUCGACAACACCCUUGGAGAACUGCCAACUACCACAUCUGGCCCAACACUUGGAAGUACGACAAAUCUCCCUAGUGUUGCCCCCGGAAAGUGCAAAAAGGAUAUUUUACUCAUGAUCGAUACAAGCUCCUCGAUGAACGGUGUCACCAACUUUAAUUUGGUCAAGAAUUGGGUCAGGAACACCCUGGUACCACAGUGGGACCUCAGCUCUUUCACCCUUGCCAUCGCCACAUACUCUAACAAAAUCAACAUGAUCAUGCACUUUGGUGACUCGGCUAACCUGGCUGAAGUACAACAACUCAUCGAUCAGGCCCAAUAUAUUGGAAAUGGCUACGCUCUGGACAAGUCGCUGCAUGAAGCCCUUGGCCUUUUCCCGAACACCCUGAUGACGACGGUGAUCAUCACAGCUAAUGGGGAUAUCGGCAAAGCGAAGCAGUAUGCGGAUCAGUUGAAGCAGGGCGGAAACACUAUAUCCGUGUUGGCACUGGAGGAUGUGAGGACCGACGACUUGGAGAAGAUCUCGUCUGGACUCGGCUUCCUCUUCCAAGACAACCCGACGCUACUUGGAGACAAAGUUGCUGGGUUGUUGACGACGUCUCUGUGUCUCCCGGCCCCGACGACACCUGCGCCACCAACGACACCAAGCACCGUUCCAACCACCGCCUUCCCCGAGCAGUUCACCUGCGACCCCGAUAUCAUGCUCCUCCUCGAUUGCUCAAAUGCCGGCAACGCCGAGCAGUUCACCAAGAUGAUCAGCUUCCUCGCCAACUGGCUUGCCCCCACCUGGGACGUCAACAUGAACAAGACCAAUGCGGAAAUCCUCCAUUAUUGUGAUGGCCAAACUGCGCUGGGCCAUGGCUUCUUCAAUUUUAACAGCACGGACCAGCUAGUCUCGGAGCUCAUGGGUGAUGUUCGUUUUUAUGAGCCGCAUUGCGAGCCGGCGAUGGACGAUGGCCUUUUCUUCGGUGACCUCUUUGCUGACGAUGGCCGAAGAAAUCACCCGAUGACGAUGAUGAUGUUCACUUUCACCAGUACGUAUUCCCAAGUCGCAAGAGCACUGAAAGCCGCACAGCCCGAGCGGUUUAUCAUCGUGGCCAUGGAGGAGAACCCAAGCGUGCCGAACUUGCAGGCGUUGACGGAAAAUGUCAUUGUUGCUGGCCCGGCCGACAACUGGAAUGCAAAUUUGGCAGCAGCGAUCAACAGCGUCAUUUGCAACGAGAAACCAGGUCGUGAAACCUUGCCCCCAACAAUCCCAAGCACAACAUCAGCGGCAUCGACAACGACGACCCCGAAAGUCACCUUUGCUCCACCAGCCACUACCACGAUCUCAACUUUCUGUGACAACUGCACACCAAAAGGCAACAUCCUCUUCAUUCUAGAUGCAGGCGCCGGAAAUGAUACCCUCUACGCUCAAUUCUCACUCGUCGUCCAACUCUCAAACAACAUCAACCAUCCGGAGCGUAUUGCCGUUGGUGCGUAUCGCGAUACGCUGGCCAACUUCCAGAUUCCGGUCGAAUACAAGGAACUCGUUUCCAUUGCCGAGCUCUACAAGCUUUUGACGUUGACGGCAUUUGGAGCAAAUACGGACUUGAGCACUGGCUUCCGGAAAGCAGACCUGGCCUUCGAACCCAGCGCAUUUUAUGGCAACCAACAAGUCAUUGUCUUUACCACAAAAGACGAUGCUGCUGCCAUCCAAAAAUCACAAGCCGCUUCGAGGAGCCUGAAGAAUAAGGGAAACGUCAUCUUGGUCGGCACAGGGUUGAGCACAUUGAGCGAUGGUUUAGCAAGUCUAGCAUCGUCUCAAGAAGCUCUUACCUGGCCGGAUCUCACCCAAACCAAGAAUAUCGAAGCUACGAUACUGGGACUAUUGCAAAAUCCACCUACAGGUCCAACAACUUCGCCUGGACCUACCACAAGCCCAGCCUUGACUACAGUACCCUCUACGCAACCAACCAGUACUGGAACAGACUCCCCAACCCCGCCCGAUCCUACGAAAUUUGGGUGCCACGUCGAUUUUGCGAUACUUUUUGAUAAUUCGGACGCCACCGGAAGUGCCGAUAACAUGCAAUGGACGGUCGACUUCCUCUCCGAUCUACUGAUUGGCCCUUGGGACAUUGGUGUAAACAGUCAAGCCGAAAUCAUAUUCUACACCAAGCGCCACUCACUCCUGGAACCAAAUGCUUGGAACUACGACUCGACCCAGGCAGUACAAAAGAAUUUCACGUCCUUUGAUCGGGUCUACUUCGGCGGACCUCCGAGUAUGACGGCCGGUCUUCAAAGCCUGCUGGGCUCCCUGGAUUCCCGUACGACAAACGACAGGAUGCUGACGGCAUUGAUGUUCACCAAUUCGAGCGGUUACGAAGACAUCAAAUCCGCCAUCGGUGUACGCGAGCAAAUCGAAGCAAAAUUGGGUGUUGACUUGUUCAACUUGAUUUUGAUUGGAAAUUCCAAGGAUUUGAAUGGUGAUUGGAUGCGAGCGCUGAGCGGUCGUGUCAUUAAUGCGGAGAGUUUUAACGAUGUAUUGUGUCGAUGGCUAAAUGAUCAUGCUUGCGAUCGAGCCGAUCCACCAGUGACGCUAGCGCCUCUUCCGACUUUAUCUACGGCACCAGUUCCAACGACUACUACCCCAUUUGUUCCUCCGACCACGAUCGCUCCGACCGUAACUCCGAUCACUUGUAAUAACUGUACUCCAGAGAUGGCAAAUAUUCUAAUUAUUCUCGACGCAACUUCAAAAGACCUCGAAUACCAAGCCAACCUCGUCACGAAGCUCACGGCAAAUUGGUGGCCCUGGGCUCGUGUGGCCUUGGGAGCAUUUUCGGAUAUCUUCCAGGAAAUCGCGCUCUUCGGUGAGAUCCGUACAGCAGAUGAAUUCGCGUUGGAGUUGAGCCAGAUCAAUCCCAGGCUUGGAAAGACCCCGAACCUGGCCAAUGGCUUCAAGCAGUCGUUCAACCAAUUUACGCCAAAUGCUAAUUACGGCAUUGAGAGGCUGAUUAUCUUGACUGGAACUGAAUCCGGAGUCGCAGCAGCCGCCCCGUAUGCCGAUGCCUUCAUGGCCAGAGGCACAGUGACCCUAGUCGGAGUCGAUAUGGACGAUAUCACCAACUUGGCACCACUCGCCUCUCCUGGAUUCGCCAUUCCAUGGCCCAAUCCGGAGAAAGAUGACAUGGACCUAUUUGUCGGGCUGAUUAACAGGACACUGUAUGGCCCGACACCCACGGGGGUUCCAUCUGCCGCAACAACGACGUUGAGACCACCUACGGCGACGCAACCGGCAACAAAGGCAACGACUUCGAACCCGCCAGUCCCAACCACAGCCAACCCCUGUCCGGACUGCAACCCACCAACCUCUAGCAUCCUCUUCGUACUGGAUCAGAGCAAAAACAACAAUGGGUUCGCCCAAAUGAAAGACGUUGUCUUGAAGUUGGCCCAACAGAUGAACCACUAUGAAAGAAUAGCUGUAGCUGCUUAUUCAAAGACCUUGGUCUCUGUGGCGCAAUACGGAGAUCUCAGAAGGACAGAAGAUCUGGCCGCUGACCUCGAAUCUAUCUACCAGGACGCCAGGGCCGAGAACAUGACAUCAGCAAUUCAAGCUUGCCUCAGCAAUGACUUCAAACCGGUUGCUCCAUUCACGACACAGCAUACGAUCUUCUUUACAGCUUCAGGAAGCAACGACGACGCUACACAAGCCGCAACGUUUGCUCAACAACUCGGAGCUAUGGGAACUCUGACCCCAAUCUCAAUCGUUACCCACCUCGUCUCGCUUGAUCAACUAGCGUUCCCGAAGUCUGACGCGAUCUAUUGGGACGAACUGACAAAGGGUGAUGCUGUGAUUGAGACAUUGAAGCAGCAGCUCGGAAUCGUACCAUCUACGUCAACUAGUGCACAGCCUACCUCGCCUACCGUCACUCCACCAGUCGGUACUACGACUACACCCGUGGUUGCGUCGACGAGCACAAAGUUGACGGUGGCUCCUACCGUCGACCCGUGCCCCGACUGCAAUCCACCGACGUCAAGUAUCCUAUUCGUACUGGAUCAAAGCAAAAACAACACUGGGUUUGCACACAUGAAAUCAUUGGUGCUCAGGCUGGCACAACAGAUGAAUCACUUUGAACGGAUUGCUGUGGCUGCGUACUCAAAGACUUUGGUCUCAGUAGCGCAAUAUGGAGACCUCAGAAGGAUCGACGAUCUAAUGGCUGAUAUGGAAGCGGUGUAUCAAGACGCUCGGACAGAGAAUAUGACCUCAGCACUUCAAGGAUGCCUGAGCAACGACUACAAGCCCGUUUGUCCAUUUACCGUUCAGCACACGAUCUUCUUUACGGCAUCGACAAGCAAUGAGGAUGCAACGCAAGCAGUGGCAUUUGCGCAACAGCUCGGAGCCAUGGGCACGCUGACGCCGAUCUCGGUCGUCAGUCAUCUGGACUCUUUGAACCAGUUGGCCUUCCCGACCUCAUACGCUAUCUAUUGGGAUGAUCUUACAAAAGAAGACGACGUCUUGGCAACUCUCAAUCAGCAGCUUGGCACGAAUCGUCGCCUCAAAUUCAACAACUGCGCCAACUACCUCACG
Molecule: messenger RNA, 12114 nt
Organism: Mesorhabditis spiculigera
Lineage: Eukaryota; Metazoa; Nematoda; Chromadorea; Rhabditida; Rhabditidae
Source: the annotation of a GenBank genome assembly